Molecule: messenger RNA, 1671 nt
Organism: Nyctereutes procyonoides (raccoon dog)
Lineage: Eukaryota; Metazoa; Chordata; Mammalia; Carnivora; Canidae
Gene: NDUFV3
Product: NADH:ubiquinone oxidoreductase subunit V3
Exons: 4
Coding region: 142-1596 (484 amino acids)
Biological process (GO): mitochondrial ATP synthesis coupled electron transport
Cellular component (GO): mitochondrion
Source: RefSeq, a predicted model, not a curated record
CGCCCCUCUGCCUGCCUGUGAUUGGUGCUCUCGGCCCAGGGGGCGGGCCUGGGCCGGUGGUGCGCGCGCCGUGGUGACGUCAGUCCGGGUGCGACCGCAGCCCGGCCAGGCCCUGGUGCGGGCGUCCCCGGUGUCACCGUCAUGGCGGCGUCGCUUCUGCUGCGGGAAGGACGGUCCGCGGCGCUGAAGAUUAUGCUCCUCGAAGCACGAGUAUUUCGAGGACUUGCUUCCACGGUUUCUCUCUGUGCAGAAUCAGGGAAGAGCGAAAAGGGACUGCCACCAAAUCCCAAGAAGCAAAGUCCACCAAAAAAUGUAGUGGAACGAAAGGAGAGGGGCAGGCUACUCGCCACCCCAACCGCAGCCGAAUUGUCUAAAAACUUGUCUUCACCCAGUUCUUACCCGUCAAUUGUGAAUCGAGGCAGGGUGGUAGCUAGCCCUAGCACCAGUCCCGAUGAUAGCAUGCCAUUCACAGAUGAAGGGCUUCCAGAGUUUUUAUCAAGAAAGACUUUGGUAGAGUUUCCUCAAAAAGUUCUGCCUCCAUUCAGAAAACAGGGUUCGGAUUCAAAAGUUCCUCAGGAGAGCAAAGGAAGGACAAAUGAUUCAUCAUCAUCUUCGUCAUCUUCAGCAUCUUCGUCCAGCUCCUCCAGUUCAGACUCCUCCUCGGAUUCAGAGUCUGACGAGGAGGGUGAUGCCUCCAAGGUUGAUCCUCAGAUGAUGAGCAGGAGCAAAGAAGGGCUUCCAACACCACAGGCCCCCCGUUCCCCUGAAAGUAGAGCCUCCAAAAUUGCAACAGCAGCAAGAGAGAAGAUCCGGUCACAGCAAGUGCAGCCAGAUCUCAGCCCUUCAGAGAGGCCCCGUCAGGCAAAGAAGAAAGGGCCCACCGUGAAGCCAUCAGAGGACAGAAAAGAUGCUAAACCAAAAGCUACAACCCCCAAGUUACAAGCAGAUAAAGAGAUUGUGAAGCAAAAUAUAAAGGAAAAACAAAUGGAGAAAAUACUUAGAUCAAGUGAAAAAGAUCAAGAAAGCCAAAAGUCACUUGAAGUUAAAAAAACCUUCCCUGACCCCACAAAGUCAGGAUUGUCUACACAGCCAGAUGUCAGCCCAGCACCUGGGCAAUUGACAGAAAGAACCAGAGCGGCAGGACAGCUGCAAGCAUCUCCUGAUUCCAGAGAAAGACAUUUUGAAAAGCAAGUACUGGAAGGUGACGGGGAGGUGGCAUUUCCCCUACCCGACAAGGAAAAUGCAGGGAAGCAGGUAACGGGAGGAGUCUUGGAGGCCAAAGAGGAGAUUUUGGAAGAUCAGACGCCACUGCAACAUCCAAAGCCAGUUCCUGCCCCUGAUGCAGGUGUGUUCAAGCAGAAGACCACAGGUCUGGAGCCUGAGGGGCAGGACGGGAUGGCUGAAGACGCGGUGCCAGGCCUGCAAGAGCAGGACAACACACCGGAGCCUGCUCAAGCCGAGCCGUUCGACAACACCACGUACAGGAACCUCCAGCACCACGACUACACCCCGUACACCUUCUUAGACCUCAACCUGGACCUGUCCAAGUACCGGAUGCCUCAGCCCUCUUCGGGUCGGGAGUCGCCUCGCCACUGAGCGCUCCCCUUGAGAGAGUAAACCUAUCGGUGUCUGGGCUACAGAAAUAAAAUCCGCUCCAUCCAUGAGGCCUGA